Messenger RNA from Triplophysa dalaica, 3326 nucleotides. It is a transcript of the gene plekhf2, whose product is annotated as pleckstrin homology domain containing, family F (with FYVE domain) member 2. The record is from RefSeq and is a predicted model, not a curated record. Gene Ontology annotation, molecular function: phosphatidylinositol binding; metal ion binding. The transcript has 2 exons. The coding region runs from base 285 to 1028 and encodes 247 amino acids. Lineage: Eukaryota; Metazoa; Chordata; Actinopteri; Cypriniformes; Nemacheilidae.
ACAGACAUGGAUCAGUGCUGUUGAUCUAGAUUAGUCCUGCCCAUUCUCCCAUACUAGCCCCGACCCGCAGUCACGCCGGUGACGCGUACAUUCCCUGCUCCAGCCCACAGCCAUAUUGAAACUACUCUUUCCUACUUUGGUGGCCCGGGAAGGAAGCCGAGGGAGUUUCUACGGACGUUUUUUAAUUCGGAGUUUAACGUAUAUAUUUUGCGCAAGGAAAAAACACCGGUGGUUGUUGCUUCGCUUUAACGAUUGUUGGUCGGUUGCGUUGAGGCGUUUGCAAGAUGGUUGACCGCUUGGCGAACAGUGAAGCCAACUCCAAACGCAUAGCAGUUGUGGAAGCCUGUUUCGGCACAGCAGGCCAGCCGCUGGUCAUCCCGGGUCGAGUGCUCAUCGGCGAGGGCGUCCUCACAAAACUGUGCCGCAAAAAGCCCAAAGCCCGGCAGUUCUUCCUCUUCAAUGACAUCCUGGUGUACGGCAACAUCGUCAUCCAGAAGAAGAAAUACAACAAGCAGCACAUCAUCCCUCUGGAGAGCGUCACUAUAGGCACUGUAGACGACGAGGGCGACCUGCGGAACGGCUGGCUCAUUAAAACGCCCACCAAAUCAUUUGCCGUCUACGCUGCCACGGCUACGGAGAAGUCGGAAUGGAUGAGCCACAUCAGCAAAUGUGUCUCGGAUCUGCUGGAGAAGAGCGGGAAAUCUCCAACCGGGGAGCACGCCGCUGUCUGGGUGCCCGACUCCGAGGCGACCAUAUGCAUGCGCUGCCAUAAGGUGAAGUUCACCCCCGUCAGCAGACGGCACCACUGCAGGAAAUGUGGCUUUGUUGUGUGCGGCCCCUGUUCGGAAAAGAAGUUCCUGCUGCCCAGUCAGUCUUCCAAACCGGUUCGCGUCUGCGAGUACUGUUACAAACAGCUCUCCACUGGCGCCACCCUGCCCCCCUGCUCGGACUCCUACGGCCGAUCCGGUUCAGAGUUCUCCUCUAAUAACCUCUCUGAUGACGAAGAUGAGGAUGACAGCAGUGAUUAAGAUUUACUUUCAGGAUUAUAGACCAUCCAUGAAUUACGUCCCAUUGUUUUAGUCUCUACGUUUCUUUCAGGGUUUAAAUUUACAUUACAACUAUUUUAUUCUUGUGGCAACACUCUUUAAGCAACACAACUUACUCUAAUGAAUUAAAGACCCUGUGUAAAAGAACAAAUGUUUGAUGGGAAUUGUUGUAAGUUCCUGCGUGUUUUCUGAACACUAUUUGCACUACUUGCAUACUCACAAGUAGUUUUUUUACAGUGUCACGUCUGAAUGGCGCCUCUCAUUCUUAAUAAUUUAACCUCUUAUAUAUAUAUAUCUUAAGUUUUUUUCUUUAGAUAUAUUCCUUUCAACCUUCUUUCCUCUUUACUCAAAUUCUCUUUUUGCGGUCACAACUGUUUUUUCAUGCUUCUUUGCUGCUACAGUAUCUGCUAAAGAGGGGAAUGCUGGGUAAUCUGAUUGUAGGCUAUUCACAGGAAUCCUCUCCCUGCUAUAACCCUCAGGCGAAGCCACGUAGAUUUUCAACCGAUUCAGUUGUUGUACACUGAAUACAGAAGCGUAGUUUUGCAACAGGUAAAAUUGUUUUAAACAAGGAGCUGCAUUUAAUGCUUUGAAUAACCAACCACUAGCAAACCAUGCAAGUAUGUUUUAAGAGAAAAGUUUUCAGAAGAAAUUCUUGGUUGACUGUUUCUCGUAAUUGCAGGUGACAAAUUAGAUGGAAGCUUUUUUUUUAAAGCUUGCACAUGUGUAUAUAGUGCUGUUGGAUAGGAAGUCUAUUGGAGAAUUCACCUGACAAGGCUGUUGCCGCCUCAGUGCCUUUUUAAUGAUUUAUUCUCAGGAAGUGCAUCCUGGUAAAGACACUUUUGAGGCUACAGUUUAUAACAUUUUGUGGACUGAUGUUUUACAGUACUGUGCAUCAUUCAAUGGCGCAUUCACAUUUAGCACCGUAUCCUGCUUCACAGCACAUCAGUCAGAAAUAUUAGCUCAGUAAUUGGACUGCCCAGGUUUGUAGGUUUUUGGGAUGGCACCGAAGAUCUUGCGAUGCAUUGCUUAACUUCCGGAUUCGGCUGUGACAAACUGAAAUGCAUUUUAGCAUACAGCCCAAAGGAACUUCGGCGACAGAAGAACCGUCCAUUUUCCUCACCGUCUCAUUAGAGUCUUUGUGUUAGUGACAUCACGUGCCGGGGCAUGGCGGUCAGUGCUACACAUUUUGAAUGGGAAUUGAAAGCAUUAUAAGGAAGCGACUAAUAUACAGCCUACUUUUGUUUUUACUGACUGUUUCACAUGCACUAACCGCUGUCCAGAGUGACAUUUGUUAAAAGACUGCUCGGAGACAUAACCGAGUAUAUUCCUGCCAGGUUUACUGUUUGUAUUUUUCACAAGAGAAGCUGUAGGAUAAAAACCAGCGAUAUUUCUUGAGAUACUUGUGUCUAAGAACUGAAUACUUGAUCACAUGUGAAGAUGUCAGAUUAACAAAACUAACAUUGUAAAGGGACAUUUAAUAAAACUAGACUCAGAGUUCUGACAGCAAUCCUUAUCAUAUGCAAUAACAGAUACAUAUUGAGUAUUUUUUUGCUUUUUGUAGAUUGCGAGUGGGAUUUAGCAAUAGGUUUACAGUGAUUGAUCUUAUCUUGCUUUUGGAAUCUAUCAGUAGAUUUGCAGAUUAGUUAUGGAACAAUUUUAAUUGUUUUCAUCUUUCCAAGUGUAACCUGAUGGUAUUCUGAGAUGAUUUCUUUGUUUUAAUUAUGUCGUUAUAUUCUAAGAUUGUUUAAUGUUGCUUAUAUUGUAAACUUUGUACAGUUUUUAUAUAUUUCUUCUUAUUUGGGCCUGCAGCUGCUUUUUGUUUUAAUAAUUUUUCUGUGUGGUUCAUGUGUGUUUCCUGAACACUGGAUCAGUAACCAGCACUUUACUAUCUCUGCAAACCACAAGAGAGGGGCGGGGCCUGAGUAGAAUGUGGGCGGGGAAUAUUACAUGUCUUCACACAUAGAAUCUGGCUGCAAUGACGAGUGAAUAGAUAGUUCUUUUAUUCCCUUAUUCAGUUUGCCAUUAUGGCGUAAUGGGUUAUAUGUAAAGUAAAAAGACAGAAUCAGCGUUUACUUUUAACUUGACUUUUUGAUUUUUUUACGAUUUUUCAAGUUUUAUGUAAUUUAUGAUUCCCUAAUUUUUUUAACCGAUUUUCCUGUUUUCUUGUCCAUGUUGCCAUUUUAAUUCUCCUCUAAUAAUUUGAAAGGGUUAAGAACUGAAUGUAAUCCGUCAUAUCAUUAUUAGAUACUAAUUUAAAGGAAAAUAUAUGCAUUGCUUAAA